AUGCCGGUAUCCCACCUCGGACUUACUGUAUCCCACAUUCCAUCCGCAACGUCCUUUUACCUCGCGGCUUUACAACCACUCGGAUACCGUUUCAUCGGACAUCAGGGCAACUCCAUCGGGUUCGGUGUUGUUUCUGCCGACUUCUUCCUCACGCAAGCACCAAUAGGCGUUCGAAUCUCGCCCAACCACAUCGCUUUCUUGGCAGAGGAUCGCAGUGUGGUUCGUGAGUGCUAUACAGCGGCCUUGAACUCUGGCGGCCACCCUAGCGGUUCUCCCAACUAUCGGAACCAAGAUUGCACGUGCUUCAACGCUGCAGUAGAAGAUUUGGACGGUAAUACCGUUGAAUUCAUCUUUCGUUCACCCCACGGCGAUAGUAAUUGCUGUGGGGAAGCUGUUUCACAGUCAGAGGCGAGAGCUAUACAGAGCAGAGAAGAUGCCGAAGAUGUUGAGGAUGUCGAAGAAGAUGUCGAGGAUGACGCUCAAUCGGUAGCACACUCUAUGCGUUCUCAGACCUCAAGCAAGUCCCGUGCGAAGUCAACCAUGCAGACUGCACUCGACCUCGCUUCGACAACAUCGAAAUCGAUCAAAUCAGAAAUCCCCAGCCAAGGCAUCCCAAGAACCUCAACGGCGCCCGCAGCUACCGGCUUCUCGUCAAGCUUCCCAUCAAGUUUCCCAUCAAGAACAUUAGUGGGAACCGCUCUCGGAGCUGCUGCUGGAGCCGCUUUGAUGUACGCCAUGAGUCGAGCCGAAAGAGCAAACGCAAAGGAUGAAGCAGCUCACGCUGCUUACAUGAAUUCCACCAAACCAAGAUCGAAAUCCCAACAUCGACAGACUUUCGAAGACAGCAGAUCCGUGGCGCCACCAUUACCAUCUCUCAAGGCCCAAUCUGUGGCUCGAUCUGCAGCUCCCAUCGCCUAUCCAGCAGCACCAGCACCACCAAGUGUUAGAGAACCACGCAAAUCUCAUCGAAACUUCAGCACCACAGAAUCGGCCUUUAGCACACGCUACCCAGCACCACAGACGACUCAAGCGAUGAGGAUGUUGGAAGCAACAGGUCAUUAUGGUGAAGACGAGGAGGUCCUCGAAGCAUUAGGGAGACACAACUCCCUCCGAGCCAUGCCGACGAGAAGUCGAACCCAGGACGAAUACGUCUACGCUCCAGCUUCCCAAACAGGACGUAGCGAAGCCCGCAGCGAGAGACGCUCCAGCAGAACGGCAGCAGCGGAGAAGUCCUAUGAGCCACUCCAAUACCUCAUUGAAGAACCAGACCCAAUUAAGAGCACAAUUUCCCAAAGCUACCCAGAGCGCGAAAAGCAGCCUUUCCGCUCAMCCUCACAUACCUCUUCCCGUCGCGGCGGCGGCGACGAAGAAGACGCCAAACACCACAGAAACGACUCCGGCGUUAGCGUUACCUCACACCGCCACCAUCGCYCAUCCCGAGACAGCGAAACGGGCCGAACCAACAACAACCCCACCAGCUCCUCCCGUCGAGAAAGCGAAACCGCCCUGCGGUCCAACUUACACGCUCCCGUCCGUCGGGAUUCCGCUCUUUCUUCCCCUCUUCCCGCAGUGCAAAAAGCACCCAGUCUCUUAAUUGAGAAUGCAGCGUAUUUCCCCGCAGCAAUUUCUCUACCAGCUUCUUCUAUUGCUUCGUCCCCUCACAGACGCAGCAGCAGCGGGAAAGAAAAGGCCGUGCCUCCGAUUCAUUACAGUGAGCAGAGUUGGGAGGGCUUCAAUACGGCUGGGGAGGAAAGUGAUGGGUUUGAAGGGGAUACGAGGACGGUGGUGCCUGAGGAUAGUAUUUCUUGCGUGGACUUUGAGGGGAGGAGGAGGAGGCGGAGGAGGCGGCAUGGUGAGGAGAGGGAGAGUGAGAGUGGGAGGAAGGAGAAGGAGAGUGAAAGUGGCAGGAAGGAGAGUGAGAGUGGGAGAAAAGGAAGUGAGAGUGGGAGAAGUCAUAGGAAGCACCAUCAUACUUCUUCCAGGAGGUCUGAAGCCGCGAGUGAGAGUACGGCAAAGCCGAUUAAGAGGGGGAGUGUUGUUGGGGAAGGGACGGGGAGGAUCUUUGGGUUCUAA
This is a messenger RNA of Ramularia collo-cygni, 2073 nucleotides long. RefSeq lists its product as uncharacterized. Bases 1 to 2073 code for a protein of 690 amino acids. The record is from RefSeq and is a predicted model, not a curated record. The transcript is spliced from 2 exons. Lineage: Eukaryota; Fungi; Ascomycota; Dothideomycetes; Mycosphaerellales; Mycosphaerellaceae.